AUGCCUUGGAAGACUGUUAAACUACAACUACAGGUGAUCUUGUAUACAACAUACUCUGUGUUGCAAUUAACCAAGUGUUUCAAUCUAUACCACCCCCCUGACUCAAAUUUCAUACUGAAUGAUUUACGGUCCAUGAAUUUACAGCAUAUACAUCUAGAGCAUGGGAAGCACCCUUUGAGCACUGAUAUUAAUCGUAUCUCAUUUUCAUUAUUGGUUCAGCGACAGACAAUGCAGAACAUCAACAACAAAGAUAACGGCAUGUGCACAUCCAGAUCCGAAGAUGAUGAUUUGCCAAGUUAUCAAAUGAACCAUGAUACCACAAACACAGAGAAUUUUGAUUAUGUUGGAGAAAGUCCGUUUGGUUCAGAUUUCAGCAUCAUACCAGAUUUUACUAAUAUUUUGGAAUUGGCUCCUGCCUGUUUAAGAAAUCACAGAAUGGAUUCAGAAAUAACAUCAAGGAAUUAUUUCCCACCCAUCAUUGAGCGGAAAAGGAUUUAUUACUGUUAUCACUACUGCUACCCAAAAGGAGUUUUGUUUGCUGCCUGCCUUCCUAUCACCAUCCUUCUCUUCUCCUGUCUUACAGCUGUAUUUCUAUAUAACGUGAUUGCUUUGAAAACAGAACUUGGAAACCUGCAAGCUGAGCUGAGAACAUACAGAAAACUUGACAGCCAAUCUCCCACUUUAGUACUGGAAAACAACAGCAAUGGAGCAAGGAGUCAGACCCACUCCAGCUGGGCAGAGGACAAUCAGGUCAGUUUGUGGAAGAUUUUGUCUAAAGAGGGUGGGGUGGGUCCAAGCAAUAGUCGAUCCCGAAGAUAUACGUCUGAAGGCAAAGUUCUCCAUUCCUGCAUGCAACUAAUUGCAGACAGAUCAAGAAAUGUUGAAGAUGAAGAUGAUGACAAUACCAUAAUUCCUUGGCUCCCCAGUUUUAAACAAGGGACUGCUUUUGAUGAUAAACAAAAUAAAAUAUUGAUAAAAGAAAGUGGUUUAUUUUUUGUAUAUGGCCAGGUUUGGUACACAGAUACAGUUUUUGCAAUGGGCCAUCUCAUCCAACGGAAAAAGGCACAAUUGGUGGGAAAUGAUCCAGGCUUGGUUACUUUGUUUAGGUGUAUACAGAAUAUGCCACAGUCUGACUCAAAUAACUCAUGUUUCACAGCUGGCGUUGCAAAACUAGAAGAAGGCGACGAACUCCACCUUAUAAUACCAAGAGGCAAAGCUAAAAUAUCUUUGAGUGGAGAUGGUACAUUCUUUGGAGCAAUUAAACUUUUGUAA
This is a messenger RNA of Pseudophryne corroboree (corroboree frog), 1272 nucleotides long. RefSeq names its product TNF superfamily member 13b (gene TNFSF13B). The record is from RefSeq and is a predicted model, not a curated record. Gene Ontology annotation, biological process: immune response; positive regulation of B cell proliferation. Lineage: Eukaryota; Metazoa; Chordata; Amphibia; Anura; Myobatrachidae. Bases 1 to 1272 code for a protein of 423 amino acids. The transcript is spliced from 12 exons. Gene Ontology annotation, molecular function: receptor ligand activity; tumor necrosis factor receptor binding. Gene Ontology annotation, cellular component: membrane.